AUGCAGAGAGCCUCGCGGCUGCAGAGGGAGCUGUCGCUGCUGGCUGCGGAGCCGCCGCCCGGCAUCGCCUGCUGGCAGCACCGCCACGGCCGGCUGCAGGAGCUGCGAGCCCAAAUUGUAGGAGGAGCAGACACAGCUUAUGAGAAGGGAGUCUUUGACCUGGAGAUAGUUGUUCCUGAGAGGUACCCCUUUGAGCCCCCCCAGAUUCGCUUCCUGACCCCCAUCUACCACCCCAACAUUGACUCUGCUGGAAGGAUUUGCUUGGAUGUGCUCAAGUUACCCCCAAAGGGUGCCUGGAGACCUUCCCUGAGCAUCUCCACCCUGCUGACCUCCAUACAGCUGCUGAUGGCAGAGCCCAACCCUGAUGACCCUCUCAUGGCAGACAUUUCCUCAGAGUUCAAGUACAACAGGCAGCUGUUCCUGCAGAAUGCCAGGGAGUGGACUCAGAAGUAUGCCAGCCAGGAGGCCAGGGCUGCCAGGCCCCUGGAGGAGAGCACAAACCACAGCCCCAGGAGCCCCAGGGCUGGCCCUGCCCCCCAGAAGAGGAAAGGGAAGGAGAGCAGCAAGGAGGAGAAGCAACCUCGGCUGGACUCCUGAGGGCCUUCUGCU
Dryobates pubescens (Downy woodpecker) is the source of this 609-nucleotide messenger RNA. RefSeq names its product ubiquitin conjugating enzyme E2 T (gene UBE2T). The coding region runs from base 1 to 597 and encodes 198 amino acids. NCBI's taxonomy places the organism in Eukaryota, Metazoa, Chordata, Aves, Piciformes, Picidae. The transcript is spliced from 6 exons. The record is from RefSeq and is a predicted model, not a curated record.